GCGCGGCCAGGCCGGGGCCGACCCGGUAAAGCGGCGGCGCGGGCGGCGCGGCCCCGCACCAUGGAGGGGCACCUGGCGCGCUGCAAGAUCGUGGUGGUGGGGGACACGCAGUGCGGCAAGACGGCGCUGCUGCACGUCUUCGCCAAGGACUGCUACCCCGAGAGCUACGUGCCCACCGUCUUCGAGAACUACACGGCCAGCUUCGAGAUCGACAAGCAGCGCACCGAACUCAACAUGUGGGACACCUCAGGCUCAGCGUACUAUGACAACGUCCGUCCCUUGGCCUACCCCGACUCAGAUGCUGUGCUCAUCUGCUUCGACAUCAGCCGCCCAGAGACCCUGGACAGUGUGCUGAAGAAGUGGCAAGGGGAGACUCAGGAGUUCUGCCCCAACGCGAAGAUUGUGCUGGUUGGCUGCAAGCUGGACAUGAGGACAGACCUCAACACGCUCCGGGAGCUUUCCAAGCAGCGCCUCAUCCCUGUGACACAUGAGCAGGGCAGUGCACUGGCACGGCAGAUUGGGGCAGUGGCCUACGCAGAGUGCUCCUCCAAGGUGUCGGAGAACAGCGUGCGGGACGUGUUUCACGUGACCACACUGGCCUCGGUCAACAGGGUGCACAAGAACUUGAAGCGCAGCAACUCCAAACGGGGACUGAAGCGGGUGUCACAGAUGCCUGGCAGGACAGACUUACUGAGUGACACAGAGAUCAGGAAAGACCGAGCCAAGAGCUGCUCCAUCAUGUGAAAAACAGGCUGUAAAUCAUGUGUGUGUGUUGUCCAUUUUGUACAGGAACUGGCUGAGACGAGGUGCUGGCUGUGGGAGCCAGCCUGCCUUUCCAAAGCCUUUUUCUCAGUCUCCAGGGCUGAGAAAAGGUCCCAGCUGCAAAUGGGGGUGCACGAGUUGCCCUGCACUGUGGAGACUUCUGGGUUGGCUGCUGCUGUGCAGAUUGCUUGGGAUGAAGGAAGCACUUGGCAGAGGAGUAUUGAGGUGCUGGAAGGUCUGUGACCGGGCGAAACAAAGGGAAAGGGAGCGAUGCUGUCUGUGUGCCACCUUCCUGUACCCACAGCCUGUAGCCACAACCCAGGCCCUGUGCCUUUGUGCAGCUGUACAGCACACACAGUGUGGGGUGGGGGCUGCGUGGGACCUGGGUUGGAGGGAGGAGGGGGGAUUGUGAGCAGUGGAGUGCGACCCGGAGGAGGUGUUCUUCUGAUCUUUCUUUAGAAGAGAAAAGAUGUUUGAGGUGGUGCUGCCCUCAGCGAGGCUGGACAGCAGGUGCCAUGGAAGGUGCAGGUCUGAGCCAGAGCUGGGAGGGAAGGCACCCUGGGAAGGAACCUUAACCUGAUGAGACACCGUGGUAGUUGACCUCCUGUGAAAAAAGCAGACAGAUGUCUCUUCACAUGGUAUUUUAGAUACCUGAACUCCAUUUGAAAUGCAGCAGAGUGGAUCUGGCUCCAAGGGAGAGGUCUGUCCCAGUAGAUGCAUCCUGAAAAUCAUGGUUCCCUUCAGCAAGCAAAUGCCUCUUGGGAGCUUGUGUGUGAGCUGCUGCCACCUGGUUGCUCCCCAGGCUGCUCCCUGUGAGCAGACUGCAAUAACUACCCAUAUCCUGCUCUCCACCCACUUCCAGCUGCAGAUUGUGUUGCAUGGUGCUGUAUUUGUCUGGUAUAGAUGAGCAAACUGAUUUUAUGUGUAUCUGCACGCUGUCUCUGCUGUGGCAGUGGGAUGGAAGGUGUUUCCUGCCCUCAUGCCUUGCUCUCCAGCCUCCUCCCAGCACCUCCCGUUGCUUCUGCCACUCCCUCCCUAAAUGCCUUUGACAACAGUGUUAGCCUGGGCUUAAUGUCACGUGGACACUUUAAGGAAAAGAAGAAUCUGCUCUGUUGCCAGAUCCAACUGUGUCUGUGGGCUACAGGAAACAAAUAAACAUCAUUGGAAAAUGCA
This is a messenger RNA of Corapipo altera (White-ruffed manakin), 1935 nucleotides long. RefSeq names its product Rho family GTPase 2 (gene RND2). Gene Ontology annotation, molecular function: GTP binding; GTPase activity. The record is from RefSeq and is a predicted model, not a curated record. The coding region runs from base 61 to 744 and encodes 227 amino acids. Gene Ontology annotation, biological process: small GTPase-mediated signal transduction. The transcript is spliced from 5 exons. Lineage: Eukaryota; Metazoa; Chordata; Aves; Passeriformes; Pipridae.